Messenger RNA from Physeter macrocephalus (sperm whale), 1342 nucleotides. It is a transcript of the gene FGF9, whose product is annotated as fibroblast growth factor 9. The record is from RefSeq and is a predicted model, not a curated record. Gene Ontology annotation, biological process: positive regulation of epithelial cell proliferation; positive regulation of gene expression; cell differentiation. Lineage: Eukaryota; Metazoa; Chordata; Mammalia; Artiodactyla; Physeteridae. Bases 672 to 1298 code for a protein of 208 amino acids. Gene Ontology annotation, molecular function: growth factor activity; fibroblast growth factor receptor binding. Gene Ontology annotation, cellular component: cytoplasm. The transcript is spliced from 3 exons.
GCCAAUGGACGCCUGCCGAGCCCCUGGAGAAUUCUGGAUACCAGCUUUGGACGCCUAAAGUUUUUCCUUCUUUUUGUUUUAUUACCAUUAUUCUCAUUUUUGGAGGGAGGACGGGGGCAGAUUUGUCGCCGCCACCAACGUGAGAUUUUUUUUUUUCCCCCUUGAAGGAUUCCUGCUGAUAUCUGCAGAGUCGGUUAGAGUGAAAACGGCGCAUGCCUUCCUGGAUCCGUAAAUUCUGACGUAGCCCGUGCAUCUUAAAACCCCCUAUAAUAACGCCUAGGCAUUUAAGUUGCUAUGGUCAUUCUGAUCUCAAACCAAAUGGAGAAACUACGGAUUUUUUUUCCUUAUUACGGUCGGAUGGGAUGAAGACCUUCCUGCCUGCUGAGAGCCGCGGAAUCUAUCUGUAGAGAUACAUAGAUACGUUUAUCAAUAUGUCAGUGUGUGAGUAUAAAGUGGUGGCUUCUUAGACUAUCCGUGGUUUGACCUUGAACCUGUGCCAGUGAAACAGCAGAUGACUUUUAUUUAUCCAUUUAAUGGAUUGAAGAAAAGGACCUUUUUUCUCUCUCUGCAACUGCAGUAAGGGAGGGGAGUUGGAUAUACCUCGCCUAAUAGCUCCUGGGUUGGCACCAUCAUUAUUGUUUAUCGCUGUGCUCCGAAAGCCGAGUCUUCUGAUGGCUCCCCUAGGUGAAGUUGGGAACUAUUUCGGUGUGCAGGAUGCGGCACCGUUUGGGAAUGUGCCCGUGUUGCCGGCGGACAGCCCGGUUUUGUUAAGUGACCACCUGGGUCAGUCCGAAGCAGGGGGGCUUCCCAGGGGACCUGCAGUCACGGACUUGGAUCAUUUAAAGGGGAUUCUCAGGCGGAGGCAGCUCUACUGCAGGACUGGAUUUCACUUAGAAAUCUUCCCCAAUGGUACUAUCCAGGGAACCAGGAAAGACCACAGCCGAUUUGGCAUCCUGGAGUUUAUCAGUAUAGCGGUGGGCCUGGUCAGCAUUCGAGGCGUGGACAGCGGACUCUACCUCGGCAUGAAUGAGAAGGGAGAGCUGUACGGAUCGGAAAAACUAACCCAAGAGUGUGUAUUCAGAGAACAGUUUGAAGAAAACUGGUAUAACACGUACUCCUCGAAUCUGUAUAAACACGUGGACACUGGAAGGCGGUUCUAUGUCGCGUUAAAUAAGGACGGGACCCCCAGAGAAGGAACGAGGACUAAACGGCACCAGAAAUUCACACAUUUUUUACCCAGACCAGUGGACCCCGACAAAGUACCCGAACUCUAUAAGGGUAUCCUAAGCCAAAGUUGACAAAGACCGUUUCUUCACUUGAGCCCUUAAAAAAGUAACCACUA